This is a messenger RNA of Scylla paramamosain (green mud crab), 2786 nucleotides long. RefSeq names its product fatty-acid amide hydrolase 2-A-like. The record is from RefSeq and is a predicted model, not a curated record. Bases 683 to 2260 code for a protein of 525 amino acids. Lineage: Eukaryota; Metazoa; Arthropoda; Malacostraca; Decapoda; Portunidae. The transcript has 12 exons. Gene Ontology annotation, cellular component: endomembrane system.
GAAACGUAAGUAGAAAGUCGGAGGAGAGGUGUUGGUUUAUUCACUUGCCUGGCUUGUUACUCUGGCUAGCCAAGCAAGUAGAGGGUGUUUGAUGUGAUAUAUGAAUCUAACUUACGUCUACAGUUUUCGCAAGCAAUUUCUUCUAUUGACACCUUGCAAACCUCAUAAACUCGCCUCCUAUACGUGACUCGCCUGCCCGGCUACCCUGUCACUCUGCCCAGUCAAGGUAGAAGGAAUUAACAUGUGAAAUACAAGGAAAGCGCAAGUAUUUCAUAAACAGUUUUUUCUGUUGACACCAUCCAAACUUCAGAAUCUUGCCACCCAUACGUGACUCACUCUGCCCGGCCAAGUAGCAUGUGAAAUAUGAGUUUAUCAAGUUUGCAGUGUUUCAGAACUUAUUGAUACAUUCCAAACUUGAAAAACCUCACCUCCUACAUACGUUGCCCUCCUAGUUUACUCUAGUCAUACAGUUACUCGGGACAGUCAAAUAGAUGGAGUUUACACGCGAAAUACCGGGGUAGCUGAAGUCUACAGCGUUUCACAAGCAAUUUCCUCAUCUGACAUUUGAGAGCAUCACCCUCCCAUGCGUGACAGUGCAAGUCUACACCCCACCCAGUCACGCCAGUAGACUCUUUGCUAUCGUCACUCCCUCACCCAUUGGUGUCUGGAGUAUAUUGACAGGAUGUGGUGGAUGGAUCUGCUGCUGCGCACCAUCCGGCUUGUCCUGGAAGGUGCAUCUCGACUCAUCUUUGGCAUCAUGUACUAUGGCAGCACACACACCCCUCUGCCUCCCAUCACCAACCUUGUGCUUCUAGAGUCUGCGACAGCACUUGCAACUAAGAUCAGGACAAAAAAGCUGACCAGUGAGGAGGUGGUGAAGUCAUUCAUUGCUCGCAUUAAGGAAAUCAAUCCGAUCCUGAAUUGUGUGGUUGAUGAUCGCUUUGAAGAUGCUCUGCAGGAAGCAAGGGAAGCCGACGAACUUAUUCGGUUUGGCACAAUGGAUGAAGCAACACUGGCCAAGACAAAGCCAUUCCUGGGUGUGCCAUUCACUACCAAGGACUGCUUUGCUGUGAAAGGUUUGAAGCAGACAGCCGGAUUAUGGAUAAGAAAGGACAUGGUAGCUGAGGAGGAUGCUGAUGCUGUGAGAGUAAUGAGGGAGGCUGGUGCUAUUCCCCUGUGUGUGACCAAUGUGUCUGAGCUGUGCAUGUGGUGGGAAAGCUGUAACACCAUAUACGGAAGGACUAACAACCCUUAUGUCAACUGCAGGAUUGUUGGAGGCUCAUCUGGGGGUGAAGGCUGUCUCCAGUCGGCCUGUGGUGCUCCCUUUGGCAUAGGCUCUGACAUUGGAGGAUCCAUCCGCAUGCCUUCCUUCUUCAAUGGAAUAUUUGGCCACAAACCUACUUAUGGUAUAGUGAGCAACCUUGGGCAGGAGCCAGUGGCCUCUGGGGAAGCCAAGGAAUUUUUGGUAACAGGUCCCAUGUGUAAGUAUGCCCAGGAUCUUGGCCCCAUGCUGAAGGUCCUCGGUGCUGGCAAUUCCCACAUGCUGAAGCUUGACCAGAAGGUGGACAUCCGCAACCUGCGUUACUUCUACAUAGAGGAUGAUGGCGGCUCCCCAAUGGUGACUCCCAUACAGACUGAACUCCGAGAGGCCCAGCGCAAAAUUGUCCAGCACCUUGAGAAAGCAUAUGGCAUCAAGGCAAAAAAGAUUACUCUCAAGAAACUGAAAGCAUCUGUGCUUAUAUAUUUUGCCAAGCUUGGUAGUGUAGAAGAAGCCCACACAUUCUGUGAAGAACUGGCAUUGAAAAAGGGAAGCAUCAACGUGUGGAUGGAGUUGGUCAAGUGGUGUGUGAAGUGUUCUAGGCACACCUUUGCUGCGCUGCUCCUUGGGGUGCUGGAGAAACUCAACAACCACAACAAACACACGGAAAACUUCACCAAACUCCUUGCCAUGUGUGCUGACCUCAAGCAGGAAAUGAAAGAGCUUUUAGGAGAUGAUGGGGUGCUGCUCUUCCCAAGCCAUCCCACUGUGGCUCCAUACCAUGGCCAGCCACUCUUCAGGCCCUUCAACUUUGCCUACACUGCCAUCAUUAAUGUUAUGCUGCUCCCCUCCACACAAUGCCCUCUUGGUCUGGGCUCUGAAGGUCUGCCACUUGGUAUUCAGGUUGUGGCCAACCACUACCAGGACCACCUCAGCCUGGCUGUAGCCACAGAGCUGGAGAAAGCUUUUGGUGGCUGGGUUUGUCCAUCAGAAGUUAAAUAAUUCACCAUAAGUAAAUACAUGGGUGUCCAUCACAUUAUUCAGAGCACAUUUUUUCCUAUGCAGCUUACUCAGUAGUGUUUCUCCUGAGAUUCUUGAUUUUUAAGAUACUUAAAUGCGUCUUUUAUCAUUGUGUGUGUGUGUUGGACUAUGGAUAACUUUUGCACAUUUAUAUAGUAUUAAGUGUUGAUAACUUAAAUAUUUUUGUCUGUUGAUGAUUUUAUUAGUAUGAAGUAUUUAUUCAAGUACAAGCGUGAGUAGUGUUAUUUUAUGAGGCUGAAAUGUUGGGUAUGGGAAUAGCAUAGAAUGGGGGUAGUGUACUGCAAAUGAGGUGUCUGAGUAGCAUAUAUGUUUCAUGUGUGGGGGAGAAAUGAGGAAGCAGACAACUGAUGUUUCAAGAGGGUGAUCAGGCUGAGCAAAGGUGUAAUGGCUUGGGCUUGUAGGUAGUGGAAGAAUAAUAAUCAGGGAAGUUCUGAUGCAGGAGAGAUGUAAUUAUGAUUUAGAAAAAAAGAUGUAAAAGUUGAGUAAA